Venturia canescens is the source of this 10171-nucleotide messenger RNA. RefSeq names its product sidekick cell adhesion molecule (gene sdk). The transcript has 28 exons. Lineage: Eukaryota; Metazoa; Arthropoda; Insecta; Hymenoptera; Ichneumonidae. Gene Ontology annotation, biological process: cell-cell adhesion. The coding region runs from base 1111 to 7779 and encodes 2222 amino acids. Gene Ontology annotation, molecular function: protein binding. The record is from RefSeq and is a predicted model, not a curated record.
CGCGCUUUGAGCCACGAUUUCGAGUUGCAUUCCAUCCGUUGAGCGGAGCGUAUGACGGUUGAGAAACUCAAACUCGGUGUUUGUCAUUCAUCGAUAAAGAGCGUUCGGAGUGACGUGAAUUCGAAAGAAAUUAAUUUCGAUAAUUUUGAAAUGAUUGAGUGUUGAAACGAUACGAACAAAGUCACGAGAUCGGUAUAAAAAUCGUUGUUGAUCGUAGAGAGGAAAAAGGGCUUUUUAGUGUGCUGGCAAAGGUGAGCGCGCCUGUCCCCUUCCCUCUCCAGGGUUGCCAGGUUGUGAACCAGGUGAACGCGAACUCAAAGUUUACUAACUCUCACGUACACCCGCUUUUUCUCCAUUAUUCUAACUGAAAAAAAAACAAAAUAAACAUAAAUGCUUUCUUUGAAAUUGACUCCCAAGUGAUUCCCAGAAUCGUUGAUACCGUCUCCGAAAUCGCGUAACAUUGUUGCCGAUUUUUUUUAAAAACACGUUUUAUUCCUCCGUGAUGUUUGAGCCUACGUAAAAUACGUAGGAAUAAUCGUGCAUCGGGCGAAAUACUUGUCGACUCCGCCAUCAAGUGUCUUCGUUUUAAUUUUUUUGACAUCGUUUGCAAUGGAUCGUUAUUAUUAUUAUCACUGUCGCGCGUUGAAUCGCUCGCGACUAUGGGGCAGAUCGAUCGGCUACAGUGUCACGAUCACGCGAUGAAUUUUCUACUUCGUCCCUUACAAAAACUCAAAUAGCGCAUCCUCUAUUUACCGAGGCUGAUUUUUCUUUUGAUCUACCCGUUUUUCAUGCUCCCUUUUGACUGUGAUAUUCAGUGCUCCGUGCCAAGUGUUUUUACUCACAACCGUGAAGAAUUAUCGGAUAUGAAUCGGUGGCCAAAAAUGGUAAACAAUGAAAAGAAUGCUGAGAACAAUUAAACAACAUUGGGAAACGCUCGGAUGUGAAACGUGCAAGCGAUAAACGAGUGUUUUUUUUUUCUACGAGAAGGAACGACAAAUUUUAAGUGUCGCCGAGUACAGUGGAAAAAAAAUACAUAAAGAGAGCGGUGGAUCGCGCGUCCCCCGCGACAGCUGUGGGAAUAAUAGUGCACGGAUCCUGUGGAUUUGUAACAUGGGUUUACCGAGGCAUCCAAGGGAACCAGCCGUCAGGCCCGUCACCGGUAUCCUCAACCUUGCUAGCCUCUUCCUCUUUUUCUUCGCCUCCCUCGCAACUAAUACGGGAAAUGCCAGCGCUUCCGUCACUCUCCAAGAGCCGCGAUUCAUCACUCAGCCAUCCGGAGUGAGCAAUAUCCUGAUAGAAAAUCGAACAAAAAUUCUACAAUGCAUGGCCAGAGGCUACCCACAACCAAAAUACAGAUGGUUCAAGGACGGUGUGCCAUUGAGCAACGAGCUCACUUCCGAUACUUUUUGGCGCAUUCAAAGCCCUCGUCGCAAAGACGCGGGUGUUUAUUAUUGCGUAGCUACGAACGACGUUGGAUCGAUUUUCAGCGAGAGGGUCACGUUUUCCGUGGCUUAUAUGGGAGUUUUCGAAAAUUUAACGGAUAUCGAGGUUAUUGUGCAAUCCGGAAGCGCAGCGAUAUUGGAGCUGCCGCCAAUCGAGAGUGACCCGACACCGGACGUAACGUGGUCGACGCUCGACGGUCCAAUCCCUUACGAGAUUCAAUACGCAACGAGUCAUCACAAACUUUUAAUACUCAAUGUCUCGGAAAAAGAUGCACGUCCUUACAGAGCUCGCGCCACGAAUACUCAAAUCGGCAAAGAGGAGAACAGCCCAAUUUUCAAUCUACGGGUCACCGGCGAUCCGAAUUACGAGGUUGCACCUUCGAUCAUCGUCGAGCCUCGAGAUAUGCAAAUUAUCAAAGAUCAACCAGUCACGUAUUUGGAUUGUAUCGCUAAUGCAAGAUCGCUCCACGAACUGCGAACAAUUUGGACCAAAGAUGGCAUACCAAUCGAAAACGCUCGGAUAGUUUACAGCUUCAAUGACUCUUGGAACAGGACUCUCGCCCUCAUAUCGGCCAAUCUCACUUACACCGGCGUCUACACUUGCCAGGUUGAUUUACUCGGUGGAGGUUAUCCAAGUGUUAAUGCUAGUGCCAAAAUCGAUGUCUUCGAAAAACCGACGUUCGUGAACGAACUUAAACGAGAAACUCACAGUGAUUAUGGAUCUAUGGUCAAUUUACCCUGCGAUGCUGUGGGUGUUCCAACCCCAAAAAUCAGUUGGUUCUUCAACGCCGAGCCGGUCGAUCAUCUUCUGGGCAACAAAUUGGACAUGGAAGAAGAUGGUUCACUAACGGUUAGGAGACUGACGAUGGAAUUUUCGGGAAUGUUCCAAUGUCUUGCUUCGAACGACGCGGGUGAAGCGUCGAGCUACACUUGGCUGAAAGCUAAAACGGAAGUAAACGACGUCGUGAGGAAAAGGGUGGCGCGAAGGGCAGCCGGCUACAACGUAGUCCGAGCUCGCCAAUCCGACGGCCGCUUAAAGUUCUUUCAAUAUCCGGAGACUUCCGUACCCGUUAUUGAAACCCCACCGAGCAAUAUCACUAUCCUCGAUGGCAAGGAUGCCACCAUCAACUGCCGAGCUAUCGCAGCACCGAUUCCCAACACCACUUGGAUUUAUAAUGACAACAACUUCGUCGAAAUAGCCGGACGAGUCCAAUUGCUCGAGACAGGAGAUCUUUUGAUCGCAGCAGUAAAACCAAACGACGCUGGAAAAUAUACAUGCGUACGCGCGAACGAAGCUGGCACGGUGAAUGCCUCGGCAUAUCUGACCGUCGUGGUGAGAACACAAAUAAUUCGACCUCCGACCGACACUUCUGUUCUUCUCGGACACACCGCUGAACUUCAGUGCAAAAUCUCCAACGAUCCUAGCGUACCGUACGACAUUGUAUGGCUGUAUAAUUCCCAGGUGAUUAAUACUCAGGCGAGCCAACGGGUAAAAAUGCGACACGAUGGUGCACUGGAAAUAGUAGCGGUGCGUGCUUCCGACGUUGGCGAAUAUGCGUGCUCAGUUAUUUCUCCAGGUGGAAAUGAGACGAGAACUGCUAGGCUCAGCGUAAUCGAAUUGCCGUUCGCGCCGAUAAACGUCAAAGCCGUUCGCGUUGAGUCUAUUUCGCCAAGAACGAUAAACGUCAGUUGGGUGCCUGGUUUUGACGGCAAUAGUCCUACGGAAAAAUUCAUCGUCGAAAGACGCGAAGUGCCUGAAUUGGGUCCAAUACCGGAUCCUCUGUCCAAUUGGGCAAGAGAAAACAACAAUGUCUCAGCCGAAGAGAAAUGGUGUUUGUUGAGCGAUUUGAAGGCAGCUGCGGCCUACCAAUUUCGAAUAACUGCUGUUAACAGUGUCGGAGAAGGACCACCAUCGGAUCCCAGUAAUGUCGUCGUGUUACCACAAGAACCUCCUUCCGGACCGCCUCUUGGUUUCGUUGGUUCGGCACGUUCGUCUUCUGAGAUAAUAACACAGUGGCAAUUGCCACUUGAGGAACAUCGGAACGGUCACAUAUUGGGUUACAUAUUGCGAUAUCGCUUACGCGGUUACAAUGUCAGUCCAUGGACAACCCAAAACAUAACAAACGAAGCACAAAAGAAUUAUCUUAUAUCAGAUCUGAUAACAUGGAAGGAUUACGUUGUACAAAUUGCUGCCUAUAACGACAAGGGUGUCGGGGCCUUUACGGAAGAGCUCAAAAUCAAAACGAAAGAAGGAGUUCCUGAGGCUCCGCCGACAAAUGUUCGUGUGGAAGCGAUAAACUCAACCGCCGUUAAGGUGUGGUGGAAACCACCGAAUCCUCAGAAAAUAAAUGGCAUAAAUCAGGGUUACAAGCUACAAGCUUGGACGGGUGGUAACUUCACGGAAAGCAACGAAUUCAAAUCGAUGACCGUGCCACCGAGCCUUUUCGAUCCACUCGCCGAACAGAGCGCUGUUAUAACGGGGUUAAAAAAAUUCACCUUCUAUAACAUCACAGUUCUCUGUUUCACUGAUCCCGGAGAUGGAGAACGGAGCAGUCCGAUUCAGAUUCGUACGAGCGAAGACGUUCCAGACGAAGUAGAAAAUCUUCAAUUCGACGACAUAAGCGACCGCGCUCUCACCGUAAAGUGGAAUCCUCCGAACGAGAUUAACGGGGUUUUAAUGAUGUAUCAACUCAAAUACAUGAUAAAGGACACGCCGGAUUCUUUAAGAGUAAAAAAUAUGACGCAAGACGUACUCUCGUGCAAAGUGGAAGAUUUGCAAGCAACGACCCAUUACAAAUUUGAAGUUGUCGCUUGGACUUCGGUAGGCCCAGGAAAAUCCCGGUUCGCGACCAUCCAAUCGGGAGUUGAACCAGUUUUGCCAGAGCCACCAACGAAAUUGGCACUCUCGAACAUCGACGCUUUUUCUGUCGUUUUGCAAUUUACUCCCGGAUUUGAUGGCAAUUCUUCCAUCGUUAAAUGGUCCGUGCAAGCACAAACUAAACGCAAUACGACCUGGUACAACAUCUAUGAAGUUUCCGAUCCCGAUGCUAGCACCAUCACCGUCACUGGUUUAAUUCCAUUCAUGGAAUACAAAUUACGAUUAAUUGCCAAUAACGUCGUCGGAGCGUCGAAUCCUUCCGAACCAACUAAAGAAUUCCAAACUAUUCAAGCGCCGCCUUCUCAUCCGCCCAGAAACGUUACUGUACGGGCCAUGAGCGCCACCGAACUCAGGGUUCGAUGGAUUCCAUUGCAACAAAUCGAGUGGUAUGGAAAUCCUCGUGGUUACAACGUGACGUACACGGAAGUAAGAACGAAUAUUUCAAAAAGCGUGAGCAUCGAUGAUCACACAGCAAAUUCGUACGUUCUUGAAGAAAUGAAAGAAUUUGCAUUGUACGAAAUCGUGAUGCAAGCUUAUAACGACGUUGGUUCGUCGAGGCCGAGUCCAAAGGCGAUUGAAAGAACAAGAGAAUCCGUUCCUUCCGUUGGCCCGGCCAAUGUUGAAGCAAAUGCAACUUCUUCAACCACGAUUCUUGUCAAAUGGGGCGACGUACCUGUGCAUCAUCAAAAUGGACAAAUCGAAGGGUUCAAAGUUUAUUAUGGUGCAGAUAGAUCACCGUACCAGUACAAAAACAUUCCGAAAAAUACGACUUUCACUACGACUCUCACAGAAUUACGAAAAUUUGUCCAAUAUCAUGUACAAGUUUUGGCAUACACGCGACUCGGCGACGGAGCUCUCAGCGUUCCGCCUAUUCGGGUUCAAACUUUUGAUGACACUCCGGGACCACCCUCAAAUGUCUCAUUUCCAGACGUCAGCUUUUCAACUGCCCGAAUAAUUUGGGAUACUCCGGAAGACCCGAACGGCGAGAUUUUACGUUACAAAGUAAUGUUUCACUUGAACAGCAGUCAAGAGACGCAGUUCUCGAAAGAACUAGAAGCUUCGGACAGAACUUUCACCGCGACGGGCCUGGAACCCGAAAAAUAUUAUAUGUUUUCCGUGACUGCGAGAACGAGACUCGGAUGGGGCAAAACAGCUUACGGCCUUGUUUUAACGACCAAUAAUCGGGAAAAGCCUCAACCACCGUCGUUACCACAAGUGAGCAGAUCACAAGUCCAGAGUCGCCAAAUUACGUUCAGUUGGACACCGGGUAGAGAUGGAUCCGCUCCUCUCCGUUACUACACCGUCCAACAAUCCGAAAAUUCAGGUCCCUUUCAAACAAUACCCGAACAUCUCGAUCCAUCGCUCACGUCCCACACAGUCAGCAAUUUGAAGCCAUUCACGUUCUAUCAAUUUAGGAUUCAAGCCACCAAUGAUAUUGGACCUUCGGAUUGGAGCGCCGAGUCUGCACAAGUUCAGACACUUCCAGCAGCACCGUCACGAGGAGUCAGCGGUUUAAAGGUCGUACCUAUAACAACGACGAGCGUCGAGGUUCACUGGGACAUGAUUGAGGAAAUUCACUGGAGCGGAGAUCACGAAACUGGCGGUUAUCGGGUUGUUUAUCAACCAGUUUCUGAUUUUCCAACGGCACUUCAGGCAACUCCUAAACAAGAAGUAUUUGGAAUUAAGGAAACUAAAAUGAUACUGAGCGACUUGAUGGAGGACAGAAAUUACGAAAUUGUCGUUCUACCAUUCAACUCGGAGGGUGACGGACCGCCAAGUCCGCCGGUGACGGUUUACGUUGGCGAAGCUGUGCCGACCGGUGAGCCACAGAACGUUGAGGCAAAACCGAUUUCCUCCACGGAAGUUCAUUUGAAAUGGAAACCGCCACAAGCUAAUAUGCAAAACGGGGAUCUGCUCGGUUAUAAGAUUUUUUAUCUCGUGACGGAUUCGCCUCAACCUCUAGAAAAGAAGCAGGAAGAGGAGAUUGAAGUUGUACCCGCCUCGUACCUGACUCACAGCCUUGUUUUCCUUGACAAAUAUACCGAAUACAAAAUACAAGUUUUGGCUUUUAAUCCAGCCGGUGAUGGCCCCCGAUCGCCACCUAUUACCGUUCGUACAAAACAAGAUCUUCCUGGACCUCCCUUUGAUCUUAAAUUCAAUGAGAUUACUAUGACCAGCAUGAGAGUUUCUUGGGAACCACCAAAAUUACGAAAUGGGGAAAUCGUCGGUUAUAUCGUCACUUACGAAACUGCAGAGCAAAAUGAUCGUUUUAGCAAGCAAGUUAAACAAAAAGUGACGGAAUCGAGUUUGCUCGUACAACCACUCGAGGAAGAGGUUACUUAUACGUUCAUGGUCAGAGCACAAACGAUUGAUUUUGGUCCAUCAAUAUCCGGGAAUGUGACGACCGGACCCCAGGAAGGAUCGCCAAUGGCACCAACCGAUCUAGUCGUUACUAAAACCGUUUCCAAUGUUGAUCUUCGUUGGAAAAACGGAGCUUCUGGAAAAGGGCCGCUGUUGGGAUAUUAUUUCGAAACUCGACGCAAAGCAAUGGAAGAUUGGCAGCAUCAUGAUAGUCGAUGGCAGACGAUUUUCAAAUCCAGCAAUGGUCCUUUAACCGAAUUCUCCGUUUCAUAUCAGAAUUUACUGCCUUCGACCUCUUAUCUAUUUCGGGUCAUAUCGUAUAAUCGUUAUGGCAUAAGUUACCCGAUUUAUUCCAAGGAUACGGUGCUGACGCCCUCGAAAUUGUAUCUCGAGUAUGCGUAUCUUCAGUACAGACCUUUCUACCGUCAAACAUGGUUCAUGGUCACGCUCGCCGCAUCCUCGAUAGUUAUCAUAAUAAUGGUUAUCGCAAUUUUGUGCGUCAAGAGCAAGAGUUACAAGUACAAACAAGAGGCGCAAAAAACUUUGGAAGAGUCAAUGGCUAUGGACAUUGAUGAUCGUCAAGAGUCAGAUUUAGAGCUUUACAGAUCUAGACAAACGGGGAACGGUGCCAUGAAUAUUGGAAGCGCGUGUGGAACGUUGGGGAAGAAAAAUACACUUGGCCGGAAAUCAAUGCAUCCACCACCGCCUGCGAUGCUCGGUAAAUCACCGCCAAGACCGUCACCAGCCUCGGUCGCUUAUCACAGCGACGAGGAGAGCCUGAAAGGCUACGACGAAAAUCCCGAUGAUAGCAGUGUUACAGAGAAACCAUCAGAAAUCAGCUCUACAGAUUCACAGGGUUCUGAGAGCGAAAACGAAAGUGUUCAAUCGGAUCCGCACUCGUUCGUUAAUCACUACGCAAAUGUAAAUGAUUCACUGAGACAAUCGUGGAAGCGACAAAAACCCGUGAGAAAUUAUUCCUCGUACACGGAUUCGGAACCAGAGGGAAGUGCAGUUGUGAGCCUAAACGGUGGACAAAUAAUAAUGAACAAUAUGGCGAGGUCGAGAGCUCCGCUACCGGGUUUCUCGUCGUUCGUAUGAUCGUUUAAACAAAUUAUGGCGACUUUUAUUACGUGCUAACAACUACCCUCACGUUUUUAUACAAUUAUUUUUUCCUUACAUCGACAAACGCUCAUUGCGGAAGAGGAAAAAAGUUAUAAAUACUUAAAGGCUUACAGCAUCUUCAACAAUAUUGUGAUAUAAAUCUUUGGCUACAUAUUUUAUUUAUAUAAGAACGUAAGUUCGUGGAUGAAAAAAAAGAAACGACAGGCGAUAAUAGAAAAUUACCAGUUUUCUGUUUAGUCACGUAGCUGUGCUGAUAUGCUGGACUAGAUUUUUUUUAAUAUAAAGAGCUUUACGUAGACUAUGAGACAGACGUCUCUCAUAUCACGACGAAGACUUUACGUAAUUUUUUUUCUUUUUUUUCUGAGUCUCCGCGCAUUAUCUCGGAGAGAAUACAAAAAUAAUAGUUUUUAAGGGACAUUUCACAGUCGAAUUUCAUACUUCGAAGCCCAGAAUUUGCUUCACAAUUCUUUUAUGUUUUUCCAUCUUCAAUAGACAUUUAGAAUCUUCGUUCAAAUGUUUUGUUUGAGCAAAAAAAUUCAGAGUCGAACAUUCUGAAAAAUCCUUAACUUGUAAAGAUAAUCGAGGAAUUUUCAGAAUAUAUUCGACCAAAUAACAAAUAUAUUCCAUGGAAAUUACAACUAACGUCAAUUUACAAAAUCGUCAAAGACGAUUUUGUACUAUUCUAAAUGUCUUCUGGACAACUACAAGUCGUGUCGAAAUUAAGUGUGUGGAGUAAAUUCGUUUUCUUUAGCGAUUCUUUCGAUCUUAAUGACGAAAUGUAUUUUUUUUUCUCUUUUAACAUGUGCCACCCCAAGACGAUCUCCUUAUUUAUCAUUCAAGUCCUCCGAGAUAUCACGAACAAAGUCCUAUCAUAUCGAUCUUUCUCGCUCUAAUAGCAUAAUAUCAUAAAUAUAUAUAUAUAUAUAUAUAUAUAUAUAAAAUUAUAUAAAUAAGCAUGAAAAUAUUGUAACUGUAACAAAAAGAUAGCCGCAGUCGUAGGACUCGAGAGACUGUGACAUUCGAUUUCGUUACAUGUGAUAAAGGUAUUUUUUUUUUGUAUUAAAUUACUACUCGUUAGUUUCGAACGCGUAGGUAGAUCGAUCAAUUGGAUGAAUAAUCCAUAGUAAUAUAAAAUUAUAGGGCCUUUAUUGAAACAUAAAUAAAUUAGGCACAGCUGCGAAAAAAAUCUUCAAUAGUUUUGCUUAAUAGGAAGACUGUAAAUAUGAUAAAAAACAUUAAGCAAAAAUAAAUAUGAACGAUGCAAUUUACGAGCAGCUGGUUAAGGAGAAUGAAAAGAAAAACAAGAUAAUAAUAUGUCUUUUCUUCGGAUAAAGUUAAUUUUAAAUAUCAUAAUUAAUAUUAUCUAGGACCAAUUUAAGGGUAAUAGUGAAAAAGGCUGAUAUUGUAUUACUUGAAUAUCCAAUGUUUUACAAAGACACGGAAACAAUUUUAUACACCGAUAAAAAUGUCAAAGAACAUUUAUCGAUAAUGAGCGAUUCAAUAAGUCCUACAAUUUUUCUACCAUUAUGAACGAGCAAUUCCAUCGGCUUUUUUUUACUUUAGGCAGUACUACAUAUCAGAGAUGAGCAAAAACUUAUUUCCAACAGAUCUGAACGAAUGUGCUUAAAUCCCUGCAUUAUUUUUCAAAAUCAUUUAGAAAUCGAUAAUAAAUAAUAAAACUCGUUUUUCUUCGAACGAAAUUUUUAUAUCUACACAUCUCUGAAUUAGUCUGAAACGUGGCAAUCGUUUAUAAUUAUGAAAUCUCAUUUCAUAAAGAUGCAGAUAUAAUUAUCUCGUUAAGAACACGAAAAGCAAAAUACUGUGCAGCGCUGUAAAUCAUGAGAGAUGGAUGAAACUCAAUUUCCCAAAGCGUAAAUGUAGUUGAGAAUAUUUCUAUAACUGUUGGGGGAAAAAAAAAAACUCUCAACUAGGAGUCUCAUGUGGAGUUUUCGAUGUUCAACUAGGAAAAAUUAAUAUCGAUAAAUGAAUUGAUUGUUAAUGUGAAAUGAGAUUUUGUCCAUCUCGAAGACACUUCAAAUGCAAACUUACAAGUAUUUAAAUGUAUUUGCGUAUAUACAUUACAAUAUAGUACCACGGAAGUCACAUGAGUGAUAGCCCAUAAAACACUGCCAAUCAAUCCCUUUUAGUUCAAAUUCGUUUUUUUUUUUUUUUUUUUUUUUUUUCAUCGCAUUGUUUAAAACUAGUAUAACUACGUAGGCAAUAUACGAAGCAGGAAGAGGAAAACGGUAUUCUGCAGAGUAACCAGAUCGGAGGUUGCAUUUAUACACUCAAAAUAGAAAGAGGUGUUUUUUUCGAUACACGUUAUCCAUUUAAUAAAAAUUUACGAAAUUUUAUGACAAAACGAAAA